Messenger RNA from Quercus robur (English oak), 1306 nucleotides. Its product is annotated as protein farnesyltransferase/geranylgeranyltransferase type-1 subunit alpha. The transcript is spliced from 5 exons. The record is from RefSeq and is a predicted model, not a curated record. Gene Ontology annotation, biological process: protein farnesylation; protein geranylgeranylation. Gene Ontology annotation, molecular function: protein farnesyltransferase activity; CAAX-protein geranylgeranyltransferase activity. Bases 100 to 1098 code for a protein of 332 amino acids. NCBI's taxonomy places the organism in Eukaryota, Viridiplantae, Streptophyta, Magnoliopsida, Fagales, Fagaceae. Gene Ontology annotation, cellular component: protein farnesyltransferase complex; CAAX-protein geranylgeranyltransferase complex; cytoplasm.
AAACAAAAGAACAAUUCCUUGCGUAAAGUAGUAGAAAGUAGAAUCCAGAAACCACUCUUCACUCACUCAUUCAUUCAUUCCUUACCGAGUUUCAGACGAAUGGAGUCCGACGAAGACGAAGUGAUGCAGAGGGUCCCACUGAGCGAGAGACCGGAGUGGUCCGACGUGACUCCUGUCCCGCAAGACGAUGGUCCGAACCCGGUUGUCCCAAUCGACUAUAAGCCUGACUUUGUCGAAACCAUGGACUACUUCCGAGCCAUCUAUGUCGCCGACGAGCGAUCCUCUCGUGCUCUCAAUCUCACCGCCGAAGCCAUUUCCUUCAACCCCGGCAAUUACACUGUAUGGCAUUUCAGGCGUUUAGUACUCGAGGCACUUGAUAUUGACUUGCAAGUUGAAUUGGAUUUUAUCGACAACAUUGCUAAGAAUAAUUCAAAAAAUUAUCAGAUAUGGCAUCAUAGGCGGUGGGUUGCUGAAAAAUUGGGAACUGAUGCUGCAGACAAGGAACUUGAGUUCACCAAGAAGAUACUAUCCGCUGAUGCGAAACAUUACCAUGCCUGGUCCCAUAGGCAGUGGGUUCUGCUGGCGCUAGGGGGAUGGGAAGAUGAGCUUGACUACUGUCGGGAGCUCCUUGAAGAAGACAUUUUUAACAAUUCUGCUUGGAAUCAGAGAUACUUUGUUAUAACAAGAUCUCCCCUCCUGGGAGGCCUAGAGGCUAUGAAAGAGUCUGAAGUGAGUUACACUGUUGAAGCCAUUCUGGCCCACCCAGAGAAUGAGAGCCCAUGGAGAUACCUUCGAGGGCUUUACAAAGGCGACACUCAGUCUUGGGUGAAUGAUCAUCAAGUUUCCUUACUGUGUUUGAGGGUUUUGAAUACCAAAAGCAACUUUGUGUUUGCUCUGAGCACACUUUUGGAUCUUCUCUGCCAUGGUCUCCAACCAAGUCAAGAGGCCAAAGAUGUCGUCGCGGCUCUAGAGAUGUCGGGCACUGUUGAACCAGAUUCUGACUUGGCAAAAUCAGUUUGCUUUAUCUUGGAACAUGUAGACCCUAUCAGAGCUAACUAUUGGCGGUGGCGUAAGAGCAAGCUUCCACAUGCGACUUAAUAUCUUUAGGACUAAUGGAUGAGCUGGUUGCUUCUUCUCACUGUCAAUUCGUCUUCUGGUUAUUUGUGUCUACAGGUCGAGUUGGAUACAUGGUCAUGAUCCUUGGUAAUAUGUUUGCAAGGAUAUUUUUGUCGUAAGAAUAUAAUGUUAAAAAACCCUAGUCCAAUUUGCCUGACAUUAUUAUUUAAUUGGAACACCACUUAUCAUC